AAUGAAAAUGGUGACGUAUUUUAAGGUAUCCAUGGCCUAUUUGUUAUAACUUGAACCAAAAUGGAUACUGUUAUUGAGGGCCCCCAAAAUGACAGGGGCGAUAUACAAGACCUCAGUGUUGUGACUGCUUCAAAUUGGGGCACUGCAACUGAGGACAACUCUAAUAAUAAUGCUACCCUUUUGUACAUUGCUGUUGAAUAUGUAAAAGAUUACAAGAUUGACGAUGCCAGUUCUAACAUCACUACUCAAUCUGAAGUAUAUUCAGAUUUUGAUCAGCAUGUCAGCCCUUUAGACCCUAAUAUGAGUUCUGUUGCAAGAUAUAGCCCUGUCUAUAAUGAACCUUCUAAUGAAUACAAUCCUGUUGUUAUUCAUCAGUUGAUUUCUCAAGAUGGUACUGUUCAGCAUGAACAAUUUGUUAGUAAUCUGAACACUUCUUCACUUGGAACUAUACCAACUGUUCUAUGCAAUAGAGAUGUUAGUAAUGAAUUUUUGCAAAUGGUAGAUGGCAAUGGUACUGAUAUAACUGCUGCUACUAAUAGUGACAAUCUUCAGUUGGUACCAGAGACAGAGCAACAAGUAGAACUGCUGAUCACAGAUGAAGCUACAGGAAUAUCAUAUAGUGUGAAUGCACAAGAACUUCUUGUUGAGCGUUGUCUGCAAGAGGACCAACAGCUUUUGGAAGCUCUGGCACCCAAUCCCAUCCUAGAAUCUGACCUGCCUACAUUAGAUGAAAAGACUCUGAAAACAGAGUUGAAUGAUGAUAUUGAAAUUCCUACAAAUGAUGUAGCCUCUGUAGACCCACAAGUUGUAGAUACUUAUAUUAAUAGUUUGUCUGAUAAUGACCUUACCAAAUCACUGGAUUCUGAUAGUAGUUUCAAGAUGGAAACAAGGCAAGCUAAGAGAAAUGAGCCUGAUGUUGAUGAACAAUUGUUGUCUUGUGUUUAUAGUAUUACUGAUAAACCUAUUUUGUCAAGAGCAAAAGCCACUCUUCCUGAAGCUUAUUUAGUUAUUGGUAAAAUUGAUGAAGAGUAUGCCAUAUUUGCCAAGAAGAAUAUCCCCAAAAGGGCACAAUUUGGACCCCUUGAAGGUGUAUUAUCAUUGAAUGAUGAUACAAAUUCUGCAAGAAAUGAUGAAAAGUUGAAAUUUUUUGUUGAGAGUGAAGGAGUUUUAUACAAAAUUGAUGUUUCUGAUGAAAACUCUUCAAAUUGGAUGGGUUUUGUAAGGAAAGCUAGCACAUUUGAGGAACAAAAUGUAGUUAUAACUCAGGAGAAUAAUGGCAUAUAUUUCACAACCACUGCAAAUAUUCUUCCUAAACAGGAACUCAAGGUUGGAUACAGUACUGUUUAUGCCCAAUAUUACAAUCUUCCUGUACUCCAACCACAUGAACAGCUAACAUGGCCUUGCUAUGAAUGUCCUUCCAAAUUUGAAUCAUCUGAAGAAUUACAGAAACAUCUCAAUAUUCAUGAUGAUGAUAGAGAUGAUAACAUCAAACCUAGAAGAAAGCUGAUGAGAUCCAAAAAAAGAUUCUUCAAGAAAUACCAGAGUGAUGCUAUUGAGUGCAAUAUUUGUGAAGAAGUAUUUCUUCAGUAUAAUUACUGUUUUCUGAAAUUGCAUUUGGUACAGAAACAUGGAUUCGUUAAAGGAAAUGUUGAAGAAAGUUUCACAGUUGUUAUGCAUUUCAAGUGUGACUAUUGCAGUGCUAUUUUCAAAUCUGAUUCUGUGCUUAAAAUCCACAAUCUGGAGCAUGAUCCAGACUCAUCAGAUGUGCAACGAAAUCAUGUGUGCCCUGGUUGUCAAAGGAAAUUCCCCACACAAAGACAACUUGUACUGCAUGUUAUGCAACAUGCCAUAACCAAGAAUGUGGUUUCACCAGAGAAGGUUAAAUGCCCUAUUUGCUCUAAAUUGUUUGCAGAAAGAGAAAGACUACAGAAACAUAUGUUGGUUCAUGGGUCCGAUGAAGCCAAACCUCUACAAUGUAAAACAUGCCACAAACGAUUUCUCAACAACUCGGCACUGGCCUGUCACAUAAAAACGCACUUCAUCGGCAAAAAAAUCUUCGAAUGCCCCAUCUGCAAUGAGAGCUUCGAUAACGUUCUCAAACUGAAGCUGCACGUUCCCAGCCACUGCCAAAACAACAAUUUCACUUGUCCCCACUGCAAGAAAGCCUUCAAGAAAUACAGCAUCAUAAGGAAACACAUCAGGGCUUUCCACUGCGAGAGAACGCACGAAUGCCAGUAUUGCGCCAAAAGGUUUCCCACCCUCGACAAACUUCGUAUGCACUUGUUGCGACACUCUGAUCACAGGGAAUUUUUGUGUGCCGACUGCGGAAAGCAGUUCAAGAGAAAAGACAAGCUGAAGGAGCACUGCAAGAGGAUCCAUUCGGAGGAGCGAGAGAAUACCAUCCCGAAGAUGACUUUGAAGAAGAAAAUAAGGAAGUUUACGCCUAAGGUGGAGCCUACUGAUUUCCACAGGUUCAUUUAUAAGUGCCAUGCCUGUUUGGUUGGGUUCAAGAGAAGGGGAAUGCUGGUGAACCAUCUAGCGAAACGCCACCCCGAAAUUCCUCCCGAUUCAGUUCCCGAACUCAAUCUACCCAUCUUACAAACCACCCGAGACUACUACUGUCAAUAUUGCGACAAGAUCUACAAGAGCAGUUCGAAAAGGAAAGCGCACAUACUGAAGAACCACCCGGGCGCUGCUCUGCCGAUGAGCAAUCGGAAGCGCGGCUCGCUGCAAGACGUUUCCGGGCUUCCUAACCCCACUUUUUCGCAGACGGUGGGUAGCAUCACUACGAGUCCCCAGAGCUGCAAGUGGUGCCACAAACAGUAUGCCAGCAAGGCUAAAUUACUGCAACACCAGAGGAAGAAGCACACCAAUCAGGCGCCAGAUGACAUGAGCUUAGAAGCUGACGUUCAAAAUGAUAUAGGCGAUGACAAGAUGAAUAUGAAAAUGGAUACCGUCUCGGAAUUUGAUAAGGUUGUAGAGAAAAUAAUGAGCAACGAGUUGGACGACUACAAUUUGGAGGAAGAUUCGCAGUACCAUCUUUCGAUAAAUGAGAACGAGAGUUUCAUGGAGGCCAGUGAGUUGGAAAAUCCCAAUUCGCAUUUAUAUCGAUUGUUGACCACAAACAAUGGGAUGAUGCCUCCACGUUGAAGAAAGAGUUCUGGACUUGGGGAUUCUGAAAUAACUUCUCUGCGAGUUUUUCCACUCGAUCUUGAGUGAUUUUUAACUGGGAGUUUGGCCGUGGGAUGAAACCUGCGUAUUGGAAUUGGAUGGAUGAUAAAAAUGAGGUACAAGGACGGUUAUAGUAGAGAUGUAUUAACAAAACUUUAGCGAUAGUUUGUCUCAUUUUAAUGACAAAAAGUUG
Phaedon cochleariae (mustard beetle) is the source of this 3364-nucleotide messenger RNA. The record is from the annotation of a GenBank genome assembly. NCBI's taxonomy places the organism in Eukaryota, Metazoa, Arthropoda, Insecta, Coleoptera, Chrysomelidae.